Messenger RNA from Colletotrichum costaricense, 2100 nucleotides. RefSeq lists its product as uncharacterized. Gene Ontology annotation, biological process: transmembrane transport. Gene Ontology annotation, molecular function: transmembrane transporter activity. Gene Ontology annotation, cellular component: membrane. NCBI's taxonomy places the organism in Eukaryota, Fungi, Ascomycota, Sordariomycetes, Glomerellales, Glomerellaceae. The transcript has 4 exons. The record is from RefSeq and is a predicted model, not a curated record. The coding region runs from base 1 to 2100 and encodes 699 amino acids.
AUGUCUGAUAUCGACACUCUCGGCCAGGCCGAGUCUCAUUCUGGCCAUGACAGGGUUACAAAACAACAAGCCCGCCACCGGCAUAUCAACGACCGGGCGGUAAUCGAGAACCCUCUCUCUCACUAUACCGACGAACAGCUAGAGGCAGAUGUCACGUCAUUCGCGGAGAGGUAUCUGAACGUCGAUAAGGGAGCUUUGAUACGAGCUGCGCGUGUGGCAAAGGAUAUCAAGCUAUAUGACGAAGUUGCGAGAAACCCAAGCGGUGCGGCAGGAAAGGAGCUUCCGGUCCAGCUGACGGCGGAGGAGAAGCGGGCACUUGUUCGGGAACGCGACGUCCCGUUCAGCGAAAAGGGGAUGUGGACCAUCAUCAUUACUGUGUCCCUCGCAGCAUUCUUGCAAGGUAGGCAAACCAUCUUCUUGUCUUUGGCUCAAUAUCGGUUCACGGGCUCACCGAGCUCCCUAGGCCACGUGCAAGCGUCAUUCAACGGCUCCUCUCUGUAUGACACCGAGUUCGGGCUGAACACGACGGCAAAGAAAGACGACAACAGUGUGACGGGUAGCCAUGCUGAGUUGGGAAUCGAUGACUGGAAGCUGGGAGCCGCAAACGCGUCUCCUUUCUUGUUCGCUGCGCUGCUGGGGUGUCCUCUUGCGCUACCCGUAAACCAUUAUCUCGGUCGUAAAGGGGGGAUGGUGGUGGCUGCUUUUCUUAUCCUGGUCAGCUCGAUUGCUUCGGCCUUUGCGACGAACUGGGUGCAUCUUUUUGGUAUUCGGCUGGUGAAUGGUAUAGGUAUGGGACUCAAGGCCGUCAGCACUCCAAUCCUAGCCAGUGAGACCGCGGUUGGUUUCUGGCGUGGCACCUCCAUUCUCGCAUGGCAGCUGUGGGUAGCCGCGGGCCUGAUGGUCGGCUUCGCCUUCAACCUGAUCUUCGACACAGCGGCCAACAAGCGGCUGACCUUCCAACUCAUGGUGGGCGCGCCCAUGGUCCCCGCCCUCGCGCUGCUCGUCCUGGUCAUCUGUUUCUGCGAAGAAAGCCCGCGCUACCUGAUGCGCGUGUCGAGUCCCCGGUACGACCCGCAGCGGGCCUACGAGAUCCUCAAGAAGCUGAGGAACACCGAGCUUCAGGCUCUCCGGGACAUCUACCUCGUGCACAAGUCUAUAGAGCAGGAGGAAGUGCCGGGCGGGGUCGCGAAUCUCAAGUACAUUCCGGGAUUUGUGUCAACCGUGGUGGGAUUCCUGCGGCAGUGGAGGCAGCUGUUUCUUGAGAGGCGGUUGAGGAACGCAUUGAUUAGUAGCUCGACUGUGGCGCUUGCCCAGCAACUGUGUGGAAUCAACGUGCUGGCCUUCUACUCGGGCACGCUGUUCAGCCGCGCCGGUGCAGUGAAGCGAGAUGCCAUGUUCUUCAGUCUAGGCUAUGGAGCUGUCAACUUCAUCUUUGGGCUACCCGCCAUCCGAACGAUCGAUACGUUGGGCAGACGGAAAUGGCUGAUAUUGACACUCCCCGUGAUGGCACUCUUCAUGCUCCUCGCGGGCGUCUCCUUCAACAUCCACAACCUGAAUGCCAAGAUCCCAGUGGUGGCACUAUUCAUCCUCCUGUUUGCGGCCGCGUAUUCACCUGGUCUGGGGCCUAUCCCGUUCACCUACGCGUCAGAGAGCUUCCCGCUAUCUCACCGCGAAGCUGGGGCCGCGGUCGCCAUCGCGGUGAAUCUGGGCUUUGCCGGUCUGCUCUCCGUCUUCUUCCCGCGUAUCAAUUCCGGGCUGGGCGACGGCGGCUCGCUAUACCUCUUUGCGGGACUGAAUGUCUUGGCCCUGGUCAUGGUCUUCUUACUGUUGGAGGAGACCAAGAGGCGCAGCCUAGAAGACCUGGACCUCGUGUUUGCUGUGUCGAAGCGACAGUUCGUCAAGCACCAGGUUGUCGAGUACUUGCCGUGGUUCUUUAGGCGUUAUGUCCUGCGGAAGCACGAGUACAAGCCGAGUCUGUAUAUUGAUCUGAUCUGGGGGUCCAGAGGCGACGAAGACGAGCGGACACGGGCGAGGGAUGCGCGGCGGAUGGACGGGAGGAGAGAUAGUUCCGAGUCGGACAGAGACAGCACUCACGCGUAA